Phytophthora infestans T30-4 is the source of this 4077-nucleotide messenger RNA. RefSeq lists its product as uncharacterized. The record is from RefSeq and is a predicted model, not a curated record. Lineage: Eukaryota; Oomycota; Peronosporomycetes; Peronosporales; Peronosporaceae. The coding region runs from base 1 to 4077 and encodes 1358 amino acids. Gene Ontology annotation, biological process: cilium assembly; intraciliary retrograde transport. Gene Ontology annotation, cellular component: intraciliary transport particle A; cilium. The transcript is spliced from 5 exons. Gene Ontology annotation, molecular function: protein binding.
AUGAAGAAGCUCUUCAAGUUGGCAUCCAAGUUCCACGGUGUGGGACCUGUGGUCUUUGCGUGGCAUCCGAACGGGACAUUCCUUGCAACUGCGGGUAAAAAUGGUUUAGUCCACAUCUUUGACCGACAGGGUGAGCAGCACGACGAGAUCGGACUGGAUUUGACAGCUCCAGUUGUUGCUCUCGAAUGGGACACUGAAGGCAGUACACUCGCCAUUCUACAACAAGGGAGUAGUGUCGUCCCCCUAUGGGAUAACGGCACACGAUCAACGUUGAGUCUUGACACGAAUCUCAAGGACCCGACGUUUGCUCGGUGGUCCAAAGAGGGUUCGUUACUAGCAGUGGGGACUCAGAAGGGGAACCUCGUUCUCUACAGUAAAAUCACUCGGAAGCUCGUUCCUGUGGUGGGGAAACACUCGCGUCGCAUAUUAUGCGGAUCUUGGAACGGAGACGACAAACUGGUGCUGGGAGGAGAAGACCGGAUGCUCACAGUGAGCAACCCUCAGGGUGACACCAUUGAACAACGUGAACUGAGUCACACGCCAUGGGAUAUCAAGCUUGGUCGCAAGAGAGGAGACUCCAUAAAAGCAGCCGAGCAGUUGAUUGCAAUUGCACUGUCCAAGGCCAUCAUUCUCUUUAACUUGCAAGACCCUGCCAACCCCGUGGAACUCACCUUCCAAACACAUUACGGCAGUAUCAUUUUCAUUGAAUGGUUCGCGGACGGCAUGAUCAUGAUUGCCUUUUCUGAAGGAUAUCUCAUUGUCAUUUCCACCAAGACCGAUGAAGUUGGAGAGGAACUCCAGUCACAUCGAUUCUUCUCAGAGCGGAUCUUCACGGCCUGUUACUCGUCGACGCUCGACCGCGUGGCGCUUAGUGGCGAGAGCGGUAUCAAAGUUGUGGACAUGACGACGUUCACUGAGGUCGCUGCAGACUCCAUCAAACUCUCCGAUACAGAGGAGAACGAGGCACACCUGAUGAAUUUCACGUCGGAUGGUCAAAUCUUGACUGUGGCGACACAAGGAGGCACAGUACUAAACUUCCUAGCUCGAAUGCCCCGAAUUCACGAUCACUACGGCCACUAUGUCGCCUACCUCAGCUCGUUACGUGAACUUAGUGUAGUCGACACCCGUCGCAACGAGACGGGUAGCAGCAGCAACGGAGCGAUUCGAAUCGCCUUAUCGGUGGAGCCAUCGUUCGUUGCAAUUGGACCUCGCCACGUAGCUGUGGGCAUGAACAACCGUGUCUGGUUCUAUCGUUGCGAUGGAUCUUCAGCCGACGCGCUGGUUAACGAGCAGCAGUAUCUCGGUCGAGUCACCAGUAUGAAGCUUAAUCGCGACUACGCAGUUGUGCUGUGCGAUGGUAAAGCGAGCUUACACCUGAUUGAACCAGGAGGCGGAAGUCCCAGCGGCUCUCACUCGCUCACAAACGGCGGUGAAUUGCAAGGCGAACAUGGCAAAGUUUUCUCCGGUGGCGGUCGCGAUGAACGCAACAGUGAGAUCAGCGCUGUAGCUCUCACGAAGGACUUCUUCAUCUACUCAACGACGAACGGUACAGGCUCCAUCCAGUUUUUCUACCUCAAAGCGUGGCAAUUCCUCGAUGGCUGCGCGUAUCGUCACGAAGACGGAGUGGGGGUCGUACAGCUCGCACCAAAUAAAUCUGGCACUCGGGUUUUCUUUCUGGACACGAAGCGCCGUGGGUUUAUACUGAAUGCCGCAACACGCGAGACCAUGAGCGUCCCAAAUCUACCCACCAGCACCUCUGGAGUGCUCUGGGAUAUGGUGGAUCAGCAGGUUUUCUUAGCACUUCAACCGAAGGAAAUGGGAGUCUUCCAGCUAGCAGAUUCUACCAUUCGCGGCCCCGAAGUCACACAACUUGGUGUCUUGGAAAUUCUACCAGACGGCGACGUGCUCAUCGCCCCACAAACCACUUCAGUUCCAGCAGACUUGGAGCCGAUCCUUGUUAGUGACGGGAUUGUAACCUGUCAGCAUGCAUCAGGAGGGGGUCGACUGGCUUCGGUAACUUGUGUGACCCACGACCAGCUACGUAAAGUUCCUCCCACCUCAACGGGAUCAGGAGAACCAGAGAAAGCUGCUUUCAGGCAGAAUUUGAGCUUGUUACGUCUGGAUGAAGCGUGGAGAUUGGCGUCUCGUAUUGAUCAACGUGAUUACUGGCUCGCUCUCGCUGGACGUGCGAUGCACACACUUGAUAUAACUGCGGCUCGACGUGCGUAUCGAUCUCUGGGAGACUCGGGGAUGGUCCUUGGUCUCGAUCGCUUGGCUGAUAUUGAGGAGAAGAACCUCUUGGCAGGCCACGUGUGUAUGCUCUUCGGUGACUACAACGAAGCUCGUCGUCUCUUCUUGAACUCGAGUGAUCCAUUAGCAGCUCUGCAUAUGCAACGUCACUUGUUGCAAUGGGAACAGGCCUUAAAGCUCGCUGAUUCUCUAGCACGCGAUCUCGUACCGGAACUGAGUGCUGUGUAUGCUACACAAUUGGAAUUCCGUGGGGAGUUCGACGCUGCGCUGAGAAUGUACGAACACGCCGUCAAUGCCAUUGAAAGUGUCAGCAGAGACGACAGCAUCCAAGGCCCAGAACCAGAAGUUGCCGAUAAGCUCAGGACGCAGAGUCUCGCGGGUGUGGCUCGAUGCACAUUUCGUCUGGGAGAUCUUCGUCGUGGCGUGAAACUCGUGACGGAAAUCGGUGACUCUGCUGUGUUCAAGGACUGUGCUGCGAUCCUGGAAUCCAUGAAGCAGAUCGCCGAGGCUGCAGCAUUGUACGAACAAGGCGGACAGAUCGAAAAGGCUGCUCAGCUGUUCGUACAGAUGAAGAACCUAGCGCGUGCUGCACCGUUGAUGACUCGCGUGAAGGCGUCAAAAGUGCACGCACAAUUUGCACGAGCGAAAGAAGCGGCAGGUGAAUUUGCUUCCGCAGCAGAAGCGUACGAACGAGCCGGAGAAAUGGACAAUGUCGUGCGUAUGCAGCUCGAGCAUCUCGACGGCGCCGAACGAGCUUUUGAGAUUGUUCGUGAGACCAAAUCGUCCGAAGGAGCCUUGUCGGCAGCUCGUUAUUGCGCGGAAGCAGGUCGAUACCCGAACGCAAUUGAGUUUUUAUUGCUAGCUAAUAAGGAAGACGAGGCCUUCGCGUUAGCUCAGCAACAUGGCCAAGUGGACUGCUUUGCUGCGACGUUGGGACAGGAGAAUAUGGCGGCUAAGAGAGCGUCGCAAGUGGCUGCACAUUACGAGGGAUUAUCACCUGAACGUGCAGCCGAAUUCUAUCAGGCUGCUGGGAACUACCACAAGGCGCUUAAAUUGCUCUUGGCGUGCAGCGCAGCAGGUGGGAGCUCUGGAGGUAGCGGAUCCGCGGCGGACUCUGCACUUGUACGUGCCAUUGAAGUGGUUGGAGCAGCACGCAACGAUAUGCUCACGCAUACGUUGAUCGACCAUCUUAUGGGGGAACAAGACGGCAUUCCUAAAGACCCUCACCACAUCUUCCGACUAUACUUGGCGCUGGGGAACUACACACAAGCAGCCAAGACUGCAGUGAUCAUUGCUCGACAGGAGCAAGAGCUUGGCAAUUACAAGCUAGCACGCGACGUCCUAGUCGAAACGUCACGCCAACUACGUGCUCGUCGCCUGCGAGUGGCUCGAGAGCUUCGAAACGCUCUGGCGUUGCUGCACAGCUACGUAUUGGUGAAAAAACUUGUCAAACGAUCACAGCACGGGCCGGCAGCUCGAAUGCUCGUCCGUGUGGCACAACAUUUGUCCAAGUUCCCUACGCACGCCGCUAAUAUUCUCAUCUCUGCGGUCAUCGAGUGUCAGCGUGCAGGUUUGCGUGCGUACAGUUAUGACUUUGCUGCAACUCUCAUGCGUACACCUGAAUACCGCGGAUCGAUGGACAAGGACAUCCGACGGAAGAUCGAGGCAAUUGUGCGUCGCCCGAAUAAGGAACAGCCACCCGAUACUCGAACACCAUGUCCGUACUGCUCGCACGAACUAGCUGAAGCUGAAUUGGAUUGUCCUACCUGCAAGAACUCCAUCCCCUAUUGCAUUUUUGUUGUAGGGCUUUCACAUGGUCAAAGAUGA